Messenger RNA from Pimephales promelas (fathead minnow), 1504 nucleotides. Lineage: Eukaryota; Metazoa; Chordata; Actinopteri; Cypriniformes; Leuciscidae. The record is from RefSeq and is a predicted model, not a curated record.
GGUUGGACCAGAGCCAUAUGUCUCUGGGUUGGACAUGCGAAUCUAUGAAGCGUAUUUUCCUUGUUAUAUGUGUUUUAUUUCAUUCUCAGGGAAAGCGACCAGUGACCAGUGAACUUAUCAUGGGGAAUAUCUUUGUCCGUGUACUGCUUUCCUGUUGUUUCGUCUUUAUGCCUUCAGCCCGCUAAGUUUUCUGUCAGUUGUUGUAGGCUAUAUUCACGACAAGUGUUCACUGUUUAAAAGAAAAAUCUAUUUAAGAGACGAUGACAACUGAUGAGACUUGGCCGCUGUUUCUGCUGCCGUUUUCACUGCUCUCUGUGGUGAAAGCAGAUUGUCCGGUUCCUGUUUUGAAUGGCAAAUUUAUCUUGUCUACGGAAUCCAUACAGAUGAAUACAUUCCCAGAGGGUUCCAAAGCGUUUGUGGAGUGUCCUAAAGGACAGGAGAGAAAGGAAGGUUCAAAUGUAAUCACCUGCACGAAUGGGAUUUGGAGUACCGUGGAAUUAAUCUGUAAAAAGAUAGACUGUGGAUCACCUGAAAAUUCACCACAUAUGAACUACAACAUCCCAAGUGGAACGUUGUUUGGUUCCCUCAUACAACCUGAAUGUGAUAGGGGAUAUGACCUGGAAGGAUCAAGUUAUAGACAAUGUCUUGUUUCUGGCUGGAGUGGAAGGUCUGAAUGUAUAUUGAUAACGUGUGAUGAGCCAGCUCCAAUUGAGCAUGGAAAGUUCAUCACGCCCGGGAGGAUUCCACAGCUUGAUGAUGUCAUUGAAUAUUCCUGCGAGGAAAACUACACCCUCUCUGGAAACAGAUCCAUUAAAUGUGGGGCAAAUUGGGAAUAUGAUUUACCACCUCCAGAAUGCAAAGAAAUUGAGUGUCAAGUUCCUGAAAUUCGGUUCGGUAACCAGACUGAAGGAAAUCCUCCAUACUCUUAUAAAAGUAAAGCCACGUUUGAAUGCUGGCCAGGUUACAGGAUGAAAGGUUUUGCUACAUCAGUGUGUGAAGAGAGUGGCUGGUCUGCCCUUCCUGUCUGUGUUCAAGACAUCAUAACACAGACAACAACAAUUACUACCACAAACUUAACCACAACAACAGCCACAGCCACCACGCAUGCACAUGGAACACAUGAAGAACAGCCCGAUUCUGAAUUACUAAGUAGUGGUCCUGUGAUUGCCUUGUGUAUAAUUUUGGUGUCCGCAGGCUGUGUUAUCAUCGUUUUGGUUUUGUGUCGUGAAUAUAAACAGAGAGGUUCAUACAAUACUGGAGAAGGCAAGAAGACAAUAGAAGAGUUAUUGCUAAAACAAAGUCCGUAAACCCAAGGGCAAACAAUCGGACGGCUCCUUUGUUCUAAGGCUAAGUGGACUACGUGAAGUUGAAGUUUUAUAAUUCAGUGUUGUAUUUUAUAAACUAAAAAUUGUAUUUAUUUAUAAUUGCUAUAUAAUGUGCUUCCAGUUAUUGAUGAAAACAUAAGAUGGUAUUUUUGUAUGUUAAUAAAGAUAUUUAAACUUGA